Molecule: messenger RNA, 507 nt
Organism: Mustela lutreola (European mink)
Lineage: Eukaryota; Metazoa; Chordata; Mammalia; Carnivora; Mustelidae
Gene: DEFB123
Product: defensin beta 123
Exons: 2
Coding region: 201-404 (67 amino acids)
Biological process (GO): innate immune response
Cellular component (GO): extracellular region
Source: RefSeq, a predicted model, not a curated record
GAGGCGUGCCAGCUCAAAGUGUGUGGCUGCAGACCCUGGGCUCCGGGAGCGCGGGGGCUGAAGCCGUGGGCGGUUGAGGGCACGUUCGGGUGACAUAGGUCCCGCUGAACAAAGGGACCUCCAGCCAGAGACCGGAGCCCUGCCCCAUUCGUUUUGCCAUCCCCUCGGACUUGCAGCCUCACCUUGGGCCACUUCCAGCCAUGAAGCUCCUGUUGCUGACUCUGGCCGUUCUGCUGCUCUUGUCCCAGCUCACGCCAGGCGGCACCCAAAAAUGCUGGAAUCUUCAUGGCAGAUGCCGCCAGAAAUGCUCCAAGAGGGAAAGGGCCUACGUUUACUGUACCAAUAAUAAACUGUGCUGUGUGAAGCCCAAGUUCCAGCCAAGAGAAAAGCUAUGGCCAUUUUAAGUUCUUUGAAGCCUCAAGCCAUGAAAACGCAGAUGGAGCUGCCCUGAGUCUGACCGCAGUGGAUUCCUAAAUUCUGUCAAUAAACACGUGUGGCUGAUCUCUG